AUGGCGGAGCCCCAAGUUGACAAGACUUGGAUGUGGCAUCCCCACUUCUCCGAAGAACGCAAGGAUACCGCCGGUCUACUUGUUCACUUUAGAAGGGAGUUUACAGUCGAGGGCGAGCCACCUACGUCACUACCAAUCGAAAUCACUGCAGAUACUCGAUACAAGCUUUACGUUAAUCAUCAACUUGUCUCAUUUGGUCCUGUCAAGGGUGAUUCUAGCCUUUGGUUCUACGAUGAGAUUGAUAUCGGCCCUUGGCUGAAGCAAGGCCACAAUCAGAUCGCCGUCAUUGUCCUGCGAUACUUCUAUUCAACUCAAUACGCCACGUCAUUUCCCCGAUUGCCUUCUGGUGGAUUGAGAGUGUUCUUGCCCGGACCACCUGGUCUUUGGCAUGAACUCGUUCAGAGCAGUCCUUCUUGGGAGACAGCUAUAGACCCCUCGACGACAUUCAGAGUAGAUGAACCCGAAGACGAUUUCUUACACAUCUACGAAAAUGUCUGCAAUGCUGACGACAAAUCCUGGGAGUGGGUUCCAGCCAAGCUUCUCUCAUAUCAAAUUUCGACUGGCAACUCAUCUCCAUGGAACCUCUCCCCACGCCUUAUCCCGCGAAUGAGAUGUAAGGAAGCUAUCUUCAGCUCAGUUCAUAAUUUGCGAAGCUGCAUCCCUCAGAUAGUCUGGGAGACUCAAUUACUUGGGAUUCCAGCAUCACUGGAAGGUCGUCAAGGCCUCCGUCUUCCUCCCGGAACCAACCACCACAUUGACCUCGAAGUGCCAGAACACUUGACGGGCUUUCUCUCUUUCCGGUUCAAGCGUCCUGAAUCCCCCGGUAGCACUCUCAGGGUGACUUAUGCUGAGAGUUACGAAGACACUCCUAAGCUGAUUCCCUACCUGCGACAGAAGGGGAGUCGCUGUGACUACAGCAAGGCCCUGACAGGUCCUCAGGAUAUCUACCAUUUUGAGGGUAUGAAGCUUGUACCAACAGCUGGUCAUUACAACAAAGAGAACGCAGAUGAGAGUUUUGCACCUUUUCACUUCCGCACUUUCCGGUUUCUCCGUAUCAAUAUCGAAGUUGGAGAAUCGGAAUUGAUCCUGGAGGACUUUGCGAUUACAGCAGCAAAUUAUCCUCUAGAUAUUCAGGCCAGAUUCAAGGUCUCCGGCGGUCCCGAUAACACGCCACAUGAAUUGUGGGAGACAAGCAUACGGACGCUUGUCAAUUGUAUGCAUGACUGCUACGAAGACUGCCCGUUCUACGAGCAGCUCCAAUAUGCAAUGGACACACGAAGCUCGGCUUUGUUUACGUACUAUGUCUCUGGUGACGACCGUCUGGCUCGUCAGGCCAUGAUCCAAAUUCAUAAUUCAUUCCAGGCUCGGCUAGGCCUUACCGGCAGCCGUGCGCCCUCGCAUCGUCCCCAAAUCAUUCCGCACUUCUCACUCUUCUGGGUCAACAUGUUGAACGACCACCUCGCAUUCUUUGGCGAUCGGAUAUUCUUGGCUCCGUUUAUUCCAGCUGUUGAUGCGGUUUUGAACUAUUUCCAUUCUCGUCUGGAUCCCAAAUAUAGGCUCGUCCUUUCCGAAUCGCGAGCGGGUAUCUGGAAUUAUGUCGACUGGGCUGACCAGUGGAGGCCGUUUGGUAUUCCUCCAGCGGCAGAGAGAUCAGGGAUAUCCACCUACACCAACCAUUUAUAUGCCUACACUCUGAAGAAUGCAGCUGCUCUAUUAGUUGCGAUGGGAAGAUCAAGCCUGGCCGAGGAGUACAUCUGCAGAGCUGGUGACGUUGUCCAGGCCCUCCAGUCCUAUUGCUUUGAUGGCAAGUUCUUCACGGAUAGCCUGGCCUCCGGUGCUGACAAAAGCGCCGACUACAGCCAACACAACCAAGUGUGGGCUGUACUAAGCGGAGCAGUAACAUCAGAAGCUGGUCAGGAGCUAUUGCGUCGGAGUCUUAACACAGAGGCAAAGAAUGCAUUCAUACCCGCAUCCAUUUCCAUGUCCUUCUAUACUCUACGUGCCCUCAGCAAAGUCGGUGGGGAUGUCUACGACGAGCACUUCCACCAGUUCUGGGAUCCAUGGAGGGUUCAGAUCUCGCUGGGUCUAACGACAUGGGAGGAGGACAGUGUUUCCCAGCGCUCAGAUUGCCAUGCCUGGGGCAGUGCACCGAUUUACGAGUUCAUGGCCGAGGCUGCCGGGGUUCGACCAAAGGGUCCUGGGUGGAAGGCUAUUACUUUCCAACCAAGGCUGGCACUGUAUAGGGAGCUAAAAGCCACAGUUCCGUUGCCAAUGGUAAACGGGAAGGCAACCGGGGCUGCGCACGUGGCAUGGACAACCACUGUUGAAGGGAACAUGGUGGUAAGUUUGAGGGUUGAGCUGGUCAAGCCCGCGGUUAUUCCUGUAUAUGUCACGCUUCCAAAGUCUCCAUGUUUGCUUAUGGAUAGCACGGAUGACUUGACAUUCAUUGUGAAACCAGGGCGAUGUCUACCAGAGUAA
This is a messenger RNA of Ilyonectria robusta, 2478 nucleotides long. Its product is annotated as bacterial alpha-L-rhamnosidase-domain-containing protein. The coding region runs from base 1 to 2478 and encodes 825 amino acids. The transcript has a single exon. Gene Ontology annotation, biological process: carbohydrate metabolic process. The record is from RefSeq and is a predicted model, not a curated record. NCBI's taxonomy places the organism in Eukaryota, Fungi, Ascomycota, Sordariomycetes, Hypocreales, Nectriaceae.